UAUCAGUCUGUCAAAUUAUUCAGGUUAUGCUUGAGUUAGUGUACAGUUUUUAGGCGAUUAAAAUAAGAUCGAAAAAUAAUUAGAAACAUUAAAUCAUCAGUGAAGAGAAAUGGAUGACCCGGAACGGUAUCACCAUGCGGAAAUAUUAAAGUCUGAUAUGGAAAACUUUUUCGUCGAAUACAAAGCAAAGAUUCGCCUUCGUGCCGAUGGAAAAGACUCAUUGCUGGAUGUGGGCUGUGCUGGUGGCAACAUUACAGUCGACGUUAUACGCUCCACAUUACUACCGGAAACCUUUUCGCGUGUGGUGGGAGUUGACAUUAACAAAGCAAUGAUUGAUUACGCGAAUGAACAUUUCCGACUGCCGAAUGUUUCAUUUGACGUUCUGAACAUUGGCAGUGAUAUAACGGACUUUGCAACUGUCCACCAAUGUUUCGAUCACAUUACGUGCACCCUGUGUUUGCACUUGGUUCCCGAUCAAGAACGGGCUCUAAAAAAUAUUUUCAAUUUACUUGAACCGAACGGAGACUGUUUGCUGUACAUUUUGGUGGACUGUUUUGUGUUUGAUACAUACGGCAAGAUGCACAAGAAAUGGUCGAAAUAUAUGGACGACGCUGAUGACUUCAUUUCACCAUACUAUCGGCGAGUGAAUCCUGAGCAUUUUCUGAAGAAUUAUUUGAGAACAGCCGGAUUUGCUCGAUAUGAAGUUCAGAUGAGAAAGGAAACUCUAAUUUUCGAUGACAUCGAAACGUUCAAAGAGAGCUACCGGUCGGUUAUACCAUUUUUGCAUCGAAUGCCAUCAGUGGAAGCAGAGGAGUUUGUGAACGAAUUUGUGGAUCUAUCUUUGGAAGCGACGAUGGAAAAGAACGUUCUAAACAACGGUGUCAAGAUCAAAUUACCAUACACAAUCAUGACUGCCUUCGCAGAAAAAUGAAUUAAAUUCCAGUGAAAUUAUUCUCGUAAAAAAAUGAAAAAAGAAUGGAAUCAAUAGCCAAUUGAAUAAAGAACUUGAACUGCGUCGAA
Molecule: messenger RNA, 1020 nt
Organism: Bradysia coprophila
Lineage: Eukaryota; Metazoa; Arthropoda; Insecta; Diptera; Sciaridae
Product: juvenile hormone acid O-methyltransferase-like
Source: RefSeq, a predicted model, not a curated record